Molecule: messenger RNA, 1788 nt
Organism: Aricia agestis (brown argus)
Lineage: Eukaryota; Metazoa; Arthropoda; Insecta; Lepidoptera; Lycaenidae
Product: centrosomal protein 43-like
Exons: 1
Coding region: 104-1480 (458 amino acids)
Biological process (GO): microtubule anchoring
Cellular component (GO): centrosome
Molecular function (GO): protein binding
Source: RefSeq, a predicted model, not a curated record
UCGUUUUGUUGUUGCAUAUUUUUACCGUGUUGUUCUUUAGUAAUUGUGUAACUAAACGUAUUUUAAAAGUGCCUGUUAUAUUUUUGUACGUUAAUUUUGUGACAUGGCACAAACAGAAGAUACGGAGCUACGAGAUUUAGUCGUGGAAGCCCUAGAGAAAAAUGGCUCGUUAGCUAAAAUCCGCGCCUUACUACGGGCGAAUAUAUUUUUGGCAUUUGAAGAUGAACGUGAGAAUCAGAAACAGAACGAGAGCCUGGAUAAAAUACUAAACCAACCAGAAGGUAAAUUGUCACUUUGUAUUAUUCAUGAAUUUCUAGAAUUUUGUAACCUCAAAAACACAUUGUUUGUGUACAAGUCUGAGUCUAGGCAGGGCAGGGAAUAUACGUAUAAAAGUGAAGAUAUACUAGCUAAGCUAAAUGUUCCUAAAGUAGAUAGGGAUAAAGAACCUAUCUUGCUUACUAUUUUAAAAAAUGUGAUCAAGUUUUUUUCUAAUAAACACAAUUCAAAUGACAAACCGAAACCUAAAGGUGACCAGUACAAAGAUGAACAAAACUGUACCUAUAUUGUGCACGAGGAUUCAAGCAGCACCAGUUCAUCACAGUCGGACAACUCUUCCGAUGAAAAGAAUAAAAUUAAUCUACGGUUGCCAUUAGACAACUCUGAUACUGAUACUACAAGUGAUUCUAUUGGGGAUAAAAAUAGUUCAGAAUAUAUGCCCAACAGUCAAAACUUAAUAAGUGAUAUUAAAACAAACACAGCCUCUAAUAAUAUAACACUGCCAGCACAUAAUAUGAUGGAUAAAAGUGUGUUUAGUACGAACUCUGUAAACAAAAAAAGUGAUAAUUUUCUAGAACCGAAAAAUUUUAAUAGCAGCACUGACUCAACAUCCUAUAUGGAAUUACAACCUGUACAACAUCCCCAGGAAGUUCUAUCGAAUACUCCAGGUUCACCGUUAAGUGAAAAUAAACUUCAAAAGACAAAACAAAACUAUUCCAGUGGGUCACAAAAUGAAUCCUCUUCAAUUCACACGCUUAGUAAUACCAACAACAUCAAAAAAGAUUCAAACAAAGAAAGCUUGAAGAAUAGCAUAAGCAGAGAUGAUUCGGGCCUAAACGAAACUGAAGUAAUGGAGUACAGCUAUGAUUUCUCCCCACCAAAUUCUGAACCAAAAACUUCUACAGAAAACAGUCCCAAAUCUAUUAGAAAUCCAGGUUCAGCACCAAACAACUCAAGCUCACCGAGUUCCAUAUCUAUCUCUGAUGUAGCUGAUUUGUUGAGUGAAAAAAGUUUCAAAAACUUCUCUAGGGACAGCAAAAAUGACAGCAACACAACAAAUAAAUCUAGACUGAGCAGCACUUCCAAACGACGAUUUAGUCCAAACAAAGAUCCAUCUAAAAUGAACAGCGACCAUUCUCGUGACUUCUCAGAAUCAUCUAUUCCAUCUCUUUCAAAUCUUAGCUUAGAAAUACAUAGUGAAUGAAUACUGUUUUGUGUGAGUUAUGUAACUUUUGAGAGGUUAAUAAUGUGGUGAAUUAGAAAAUUUGUAGGCACUAUGCAUUUUGCACAAUAAAGGCAGAUAUGGCAAUGUUCAUUUUGCAAAAAUAGCCUAUAGUUGUACUACUUUUCAUGCACAAUCUGCAUAUUUUUUGAAUUUGGAACCUAUAAAUCUUAAAUAUUAUUUUUUAAUAAUCCUAUGUUUAUUGUACAUUCAAAAACUGUCAUAAACAUACAUUACAUGAUAAAAUAGUUUCGGAGAAAAGUGGGUGUGACCUACGGACGGACAAACAG